GCCCCCGACCGGAGAGCGCUGUGGGCGUUGGAGUUGUGGAGUUGCAGAGGUACCCAUUCUCUUCAAGAACCACCUUACAGUGACUACCCUGCUUUUUGACUGCAUACUAUUAAUGUGGAGUCCCCAUUGUGUCUAGUACAGAACCUUCUGAAAACAGAAGCCUUGAAUCAGGUCUUUGGAUAUGAAGUCUGAAAAGAAUUCCAACAUGCCUCCAGGGACACAUAUCCAGUUAAGUUAUUAGUUCCUUCUCUGCUUUUAUGUCUCUCCCUUCUGUACUUGACUUCCCCUGAAGUCUGCUUUUUGUCUUCCAAUCUAUCACUUUUAUACCCACACAUUUCCAGAAUCAUUUUUAGAAUUUAACAACAAAUGCUAUGCAUAUUUGACAGACUUUUUAUGGCAAGAGUUGAGUAAAAGUUGAUGCCCAUUCAUAUAAAAGCUGAAGUCCACAUGAAAUACAGUAAAGCUAUUAAGCUCCAAUAAUCAAGUAGAAAUGUUGUUGUGAUAAUGGAUUUAUUUCAUGAGCUCAUCAGGUUUCUUAUCCUACCUAGUUUCUCACUGCAAAGAGCCAAGGUACCUUCACCCAUUUUUCCCUCUAACCUGUAUUCUAAGUUUCCCUCUCUUUACCUCAGACAUAUCAUCAUCCUCCAGUAGACUUAGAACAGAAACAUUAUUCAUAUUAACUGUCUUUUUCAUUCCAACAACAACACUUUUAGCAUUUUGCAGUUUUUCUUCAUAUUGAGAAAUAUCCCACAGUACAACCUACAAUGAGAAAGGAGUAUAUUAUUAUUUCAUUCUUUGUAUUAAUACUCAUUUUUUCAAAUACAAUUCAUGUUUUUUUUCUCUGGGGAGAAAUAAGAAAUUCAUUCUCUGUACUAGAAUUUAUGAAGACUUUUACAGCAUCACCUCUUUAGUGUGGUGCCAUAAGUUGAAAGACUAUACUUAUAGUCAACAAAAAGAAAAAGAAAAAGCCUGCAUAGUUUGACAUAUUUUGAUUUUUAAUGUAUUUUAUUGAUGUACUGCAAACAACCGUCUUGAAGUAAUGGCUCAAUUCAGGAAUAAUCAGAACAUAGCAGAAUUUCUAUAAUUCAUUUCACAAGAAAAGUUCAGGGAACUGUAAACUCUCCCUCAACUGCAAAACUGGAGAGAAAACUUCCCUACUCAUAGAAAUGACUAAUUCUGUUAUUUGAGUUCUGAAUUCUUGAGACUUUGAUAUCUUUUGUGAUAGUGAUUAUAGUUGUUGAGUACAUCUUUUCAACCUUUUUUUAUACUGUAAGAAAAGACAGAAAUAUCCGAUUUUAUUCUUAAACGAAAUUAAUACCUGUCCACUGAAGCAGCCACCAGCAAUAAUGUUUGGAUUACUUGGGCUGAACUGAAAGCAGUAAAUGUCGUCAGGACACUCUAAUAUUAACUGAGAAGAAGAAAAAACCAAAUAGUUAAGAAAUACAGUCAUAUUUUCUCUUUUUAUAUGAACACUUGGGGUAUGUAAAAGUCUUGAUUACAUACCUGAGGGUGGAUAGGGUCAAAAAAGCUCCAGAAAAUAAUUACUGAGUCAUGCUGUACCUUAGUUCUCUCUUCUUUGGAGGGUAGCUUUGUUGCUGACACUGCUAUAAUCCCUGAUUGAGAGAGAAAGCAAACUUUCUCGGAGACAAAUCAAAUUCCAACAUAAUAUUACUUAUGCUGUCUAGGAAAAUACUGUGUGGCUGCAUUUUUUGGAUAGGUCCUAACCAAGUGGAAGAAGUUUGAAUAUGAAUUCUUCUUCAACUUCCUUUUCGCUGCCAAGAGAAACCCAUGGUUUGGAGACAGGAGGCUUAUAAGCACAGACAUCUUGAGUUUCCUCUUUCUCCUCCUCACUGUCAAUUUCUUCUGCAGUUUCUGGAGGCUGUGACAUCAAACAUGUCGCUCUGUGCCUGUUCUUCUAUAAUCAUCCAUGACAAUUAACAAAAUGUAUGACACGUCUGGUACACCCUGCAUAUACCAGGUGCUCUGCAUUGGAGAGAAGCUGUAAGGAAUCUGUCAUCUUGUGUACGCUGCAAGAUUCCGUGCACCGAAAGCUUCCCCUUACCAUUACCUGCUCACACCUGCUUAGGACAAUUAACAUGCAAAUCAUGUUAUGUGCAGAGGUGAGAAAUGGACAAAGCUCACUGAUGUUGUAUGGUAGCAGAGCCGACAGGUGUGUGGGUAGACCAGGUUAUUACAUUCUUCAUAUCUGCAAUACUUUACGCACCAGGUUGUUUUUGUUUUCCUUUUGAGGCUCGCUUGGCUUUUUCACCUCUCUGUUUCUUUGCUGAGGUUUUUGGACUUUUCAAGGUGGUCUUGCCAGAUCUGAGAUUUUUGGGCAUGUUUUCAGAAUCUCUAGAGAAAAUAGAUAUCAUCAACCAAUAGUAAGCAAACAGUUGAACUCAGGAGUGAAAAUUUGGCCCUUAAUUUUAUAUAUUUUAUUAUCACAGUCCAAUUUUCAUCCGCAGCUAACACUCCGGAAUUUAAAACAUAAAUUAUAUGGUAUGUAGCAGUUGGAAAUUCACCUGUCCAGGGUUACUAAAUACACAAGCUGAUUAUCAAAAGCAGUGAAAGGUUAAGUUAGAACAUGCAUUACCCUUUAAGAAAGCUGGAGAACUUGAGCUAUAAGGUAUAAAGUGUAGGUGAAGAUUCCACCGCUGUUCAUAUUUGUCCCAAUCUCCUUAAAGUGUAAAUCAUUACACAGGUGUACAAAGCAUUCUUGUGCUUUUGCAUUUCCAUUUAAUUUAUCAGUGGUAGCUCCGUGGAGGACAGAUUUGGAAAGAAACCAUGCAUGCAACACUUGAGCAGCUGGAGACUAUACUGUGCAGAAAACCACUUCUCUUUCACUUACUUCCCUCAUUCUCAGUAUUCAGCAUAAGGAUAAGAACAGCAGCCUAAUAAAGUCUCAUUUCCAUCGCAAAGAAAACGAAACCCAGCCUGCCCACUACACGGACCGGACGGCACAUCACCAGUAAAUACAGUCCCAGCACCAUCAUGUGGAAGAGAUCCGCAUAGCAUCCAGUAAAACUGAACCUCUAUGGUCCACAAACUGUAAUGAAAAGUACUGAAACUUGUUUGAUGUUGCUAUUGAACAGCUAGAGGUAUUCAGCUGGGAUAAGGACAGUGGGACUCCCAGUGUUUGUGCUACAAUUACCCUUAGCAAUAGGAAAGAAACAUGAAGCCUCCCUCCCUCUCUUGCAUUUACCACUUUUCUUAGGACUAUAAGCUGACUGGCAGAGUAACUGGUUUUUUUAAUGUGUACAAAACACCCACAGAAUGUGGGUACCACUUCACAAGUACCAGCAGAUUCACUUCUCAGAAUGCUGCAACCUUUGCCCUGCGAGAGUUGAUGGCUUUGGGAGAUUUAAAAAACAAACAUAAAUCAACACAAGUAAAUCAUGUGCUGUAAGGACGUGACUGUAAGGAGGAAGUUCAUUUUUUUUUCUGUCCUCACUCACAGUCAUUUUGUGAAGUACAGAACUACAAACACUGAUGAUAUAUUUUUUUAUGUUUAAUGUUCAACAUUUUCCUAAUUGUAAUCUUUCAAAGGUGCCUCUACACUGAGUAAUGCAUGGUUUACAGUUCUGAAAUGCUUAAGGCUACCUUAACUUACCACAGAUCUUACUUCAGGUAGGUUAAAGAAAGUCAAUUUUCUCUCUCUCUCUUUCUCUCUCUCUCUCUCUCUCUCUCUCUCUUUAUUUUAUUAUUUUUAUAUUUUUAUUAUUUUUAUAUUUUUAUUCUAUAUUUUAUUUUAUUGUUAAGGUAUUCCCUCUCCAUCUCUUUGUAUGUUUUAAAUAAAAUUUGUGACCAGCAUUGCUGCCGCUGAAUAAAGCAGACAGUGGUGCCUGUAGUUAGGAGAGCUCAGUUGCUUUAGAAGUUAGCUGACGGAUGGCAUGAACCGUGUUCUGUAUGUUACAGUCACGUUGUCUUACUCAGCCAUUUCAUAAUUAUACACUGAGAUAAAGCCAGUUUGGGCAGUAUGAGUUCUGCUGAGUAACCGGAACCCUAAGUCACACGGACAGAGGAAACACUGGAAGGGCUGAGAUAAAUCACGUGGCUACUUCUAGCAGGACAGCUUGCAAAUAAAAACAGCCUUUCGCCUUCGACUGACUUCAAAAAUAUUAUACCUGUAAAAGUGAUCAAAAUUCUGCCUCCAGGUGAUGUGGUUCUUCCUUCUUUAACUGGAAGAAUCAACUGUACUACACAGAUGGGGAAUGCAUCUGUAGGCAAAUGUUAAUACAAGAAGUGUCUCCAUUUUAAGUGUUGCAAAUGAAUAAUGCAGCUAUCAGUGAGGACCGUUUAUGGUUCCACCUGCAGUGCAAAGAACCGCAGUGACUGGAAAGGUGAUAUAUCCAGAACAGUUAGAAAGCACAAAGUAAUUACCUCCUUUCACAAUAUCCCUAGCAUAUCAUAUCUGUCCACUUGUCUUCCUGUGGGCACUUGAUUGUCAGCUGCCAGGAAAUAUAUAAGGCCCCCAAAGAAAGCAAAAGCAGGACUUCUAAAAGCUUAUCUGAAAGAUAAUUGAGCCCACAUCCAUUCACAGGCUAUAUAUACAAUGCUUUGGGUUUACUUUCGUUGUUUAAGCGGGAUUAUGGUACUGACCUCUAUGUGCUCCCUGUGGGAGGCUGGCACCCAAUGAGAACUUCAAAGCAUGAGCUGGACAGCAGUCUUCCACCUGCCACCACUUCUAAAAAAGAAACGUAACUUGAAAAAAACACGAGUGCAGAAAACAGAAGGUACAAAAGAAGAACUGAGAAUCAAUCGAUAUACACUCUGCCUGCUAUUUUAUGUGAGCAGUGACACGCUGCGUUCAGUUUCUCAUUACAGAUGCUCAGCCUCAUUUCUCAGCCAAUUUUCAGCGGGACACAGCAUUAUGGUAUGUAAUUGCCAAGGCCCACGUGAACGCUUGUCAUCGUGUAGCCUCAUUGAGCUGUAGCUGGGUGAAACGUUCUGAACUUUAUAGCAUCAGAAAGAGCAAAAGGAAGAUCAGAAUGUUCUCCUCCCUGGUUAAUGGGACGCUGACGGCUGCGGAACAGAGGCGUGGUGUUGCUGGGUGCCGUGGAUGGAAGGAGCACCACCUGUCAGCAACACAACCGCUGCUGUCUGAACGGAGGGCACGCAGUGAUUCAUUACCUGCUUAAUUGAGCGAUUUAGAUUUCAGUUUGUGUGCAUUGCCAAUUUAAGACUAAUUUACUCCCAUUUGCUGUGAUAAAAAUGGGGUCGAUUCAACAGAAGGGCUACGAGGAAAUUGUCAGAAACACGCUCUGCUUUUCUUUUUCUUUUGGUGGUGUCACUGUCAGGCUAAAGCCCACAGUUCUGCCUGCAAACCCUCAGGAACUGACUAAAAACACCAUCUCCGUGAUGACCUGCUGGCUACAUCACUUCACGUACAGUGUUUGCUUUAUUUAAUCCACUCUGCUCUACACGAAGAGCAAACAACACAGCUCAGGUUUGUACUGCAACAAAUGGUUGUACGUACUUGAGUGCAGCUUCAUUCCGUGAGCCUGGGCUGAAGCCUUGGCAGCUGCCCCAUCCGCUCUGCACGUGAAUGGACCUUAUUGAAGGAUCUGAGCCUACGUGAGCCGGGUGCAGAUUUCGUUAUUCGGUAGAAAUCCGCAGAGGUUUUUGUUUGCAGCGAAGGCGAGGAAGAAUGAGCUCCGCCGUCCAACACGCCCGCCCGGCGCCCGCAUGGAAGGCCGCUUACCUGCGCGGCGUGCGGUUGUCACGGCAACGGCGUGUGGCGGGAUUGACGUUUCCGACAGGCAAUAAGCGCGCUGCUUUCCGAGCCCGCCCCCACGGGGGAAGUCGCUAUUGGUUGAUCUGCAGAGGGGCGGGAAAGCUCCGCGUCCCGGCUUGGGUGCGCGAGGGGCUGCCGGCAGCUGGCCGGGGCUGCGCUGGGUGCCUGUCGGGUGGGGGGAGGUCCGGGUGGUUCGGCGCCGUCUGGUUCGGCGAGGAGCUGCGCUCCUCUGUCCGGCGCACGGCGAUAGCUCGGUUUGCCCCAGCGUCAUCCCCCGAGCCCGCAGCGCUCCCGGAGCAGCGUGUGCCCCGUUCCGCCGCCUGCCCUUUGCAAUUCCGUAACCGGAAGGGUCUGUCGCGUUGCGCUGUGUUUUGCUCUUUUUCGUUUAAUUAAAGAUUUGGCACGGCAAACUGUAGGACGAGUGACUCGGCCUUCCCUCCCGCCGCAGCAGCCCCGGACCAAAGCCGGGCAGGGCGGUGCCGCGCCGCGGGCAGUGCCUGCAGGCGGCGGUAGGGACAGCGAGGCCGCCGAGCCGCUGCACCCCACCGGGCGCCGGAGCGCGGUGCCCGCAGCGGGAGCGCAGCGCAGCAAUGGAGACUCCUGAAGUGGCUGUAAGCAGCUGCAGUGCUCGGGAUGACGAAGGGCUCUGCAGCUACGGACAACACCUAUUGCUGCCACAAGAGCUGGUGGCGGAAGACCAGCUCAGGAGGAAGCUGAAGUUCUUCUUCAUGAACCCAUGUGAAAAAUUCUGGGCUCGGGGCAGAAAACCUUGGAAACUUGGGAUUCAGCUGCUCAAAAUAGCAAUGGUUACCAUUCAGCUGGUGCUUUUUGGAUUGAGCAAUCAAAUGGUGGUUGCUUUCAAAGAAGAGAACACUAUUGCAUUCAAACAUCUCUUCUUGAAAGGGUACAUGGACAGAAUGGAUGAUACCUAUGCGGUAUACACACAGACAGAUGUCUAUGACCAAAUAUUCUUUGCCAUCAAUCAGUACUUACAGUUGCCCAACAUUUCUGUUGGAAACCAUGCUUAUGAGAAGAAAGGAGCAGAAGAGACAGCUCUGGCUGUAUGUCAACAGUUCUACAAGCAAGGAACCAUCUGUCCUGGAAAUGACACCUUUGAUAUAGACCCAGAGAUUGUGACUGACUGCUUGUACAUUGAGCCGAUGAUGUCUUUAGACAACAGAACAGUGGGAAAGCACAAUUUGAAUUUCACUCUGGAUUUCCACAGGCUCGUGGCAGUGCAACUCAUGUUCAAUCUGAAGGCAAUCAACCUCCAGACCGUCCGUCACCACGAGCUCCCUGACUGUUACGAUUUCACCCUGACGAUAGUGUUUGAUAAUAAAGCCCACAGUGGAAGAAUCAAAAUCAGUCUAGACAACGACAUAGAGAUCAGGGAAUGUAAAGACUGGCACGUUUCUGGAUCAAUACAGAAGAAUACGCAUUACAUGAUGAUCUUCGAUGCUUUUGUCAUACUGAUCUGUCUGAGCUCAUUGAUCCUUUGCACUCGAUCAGUAGUCAAAGGAAUUCGGCUCCAAAGAGAAUUUGUAAGUUUUUUCCUAUAUUAUUACAAGAAAGAGGUAUCUUACAAUGAUCAGAUGGAAUUUGUCAAUGGCUGGUAUAUCCUCAUUAUGGUUAGUGAUGUCCUCACUAUCGUUGGAUCAACUCUCAAAAUGGAGAUACAGGCCAAGAGUCUGACAAGUUACGACGUCUGUAGCAUACUCCUAGGAACAUCCACUAUGCUGGUGUGGCUUGGAGUCAUUCGCUACCUCGGUUUCUUUCAGAAGUAUAAUCUUCUCAUUCUAACACUGCGAGCAGCACUACCCAACGUCAUGAGGUUCUGCUGUUGUGCUGCUAUGAUCUAUCUAGGUUAUUGUUUCUGCGGAUGGAUUGUACUGGGGCCAUACCACGUGAAGUUCCGUUCUCUGAAUGUGGUUUCUGAAUGCCUCUUUUCAUUGAUAAAUGGAGAUGACAUGUUUGCCACUUUUGCAAAAAUGCAGCAGAAAAGUUACUUGGUUUGGUUAUUCAGUAGAAUCUACCUCUACUCCUUCAUCAGCCUGUUCAUCUACAUGGUGCUAAGUCUCUUCAUUGCACUCAUUACAGAUACAUAUGAAACUAUCAAGCACUACCAACAAGAUGGCUUUCCAGAGACAGAACUUCAGAGAUUUAUAUCACAGUGCAAAGACUUACCAAACUCUGGAAGGUACAGAUUAGAAGAGGAAGGUUCUGUAUCUCUCUUCUGUUGUUGCAGUGGAGAGGAGAUGGGGGCAUGUUUUGGAACCAGGACAGAGCAGAACCUGCAGCGACACCGCCUAGAGCUGAGAGCCCUUGUUCCGACCGGUUGCCUUACUUGGGAUGAAAGUGUGGGAUGAAGUGGAGCAGGCCUUGCUCCUGGGUCCUAGUGAACAUAUCUGAUGGUGUGUGGGAACAUACCACGGAGGCUCCGAAGCAGCACACGUUGCAGGAAGUGGGUAGCAUAGAGCUGGUGGAAAAUCUUACACCCUAAAUCUAAAUGCUUUUCUCCAAAACCAGUGUAAACCUGUGGCAAAAGCUUGUGAUACACUUACAGCCUUUCUGGUCAGGCGCUCUCACUUCUAGCUCAGGUUUGUUUGGUUUUUAGCUUUGCUCUAUUUGUUUCCUCAGUUAAAAUUUGCUAGACUGCAAAGGGCAUUAACAAGCUGCCUGUGUUCAGACUUGGCUAGACUACACGGGUAGACUAGGAAGGCAGUAACUUUCAACACGAAGAAAUAGCGCCAGACAACAGUGACUUUGAGCAUCAAGCUAGCCCUCAGUACUGCAGGCAUUCUCUCUCAUGCAGUGAGCGAAUUAAAGCACUCUGGUGCCCUCAGCAGUUUUCUUUAUCUGUAAUAAUCGUGACAAUAAAUUAAAACUAUGAAAUUUGGUGGAACUUGUUUCUGGAGACAGCGCAGUGGGUUGAUUUACAAGCCAUUCAAAUAUGGCUUUGAGCAUCAACUAAAUAUUUGUGUGAAGAGAAGCACCACGUGAGGAAUAUGGCACUCUCCUCUCAGAGAGGCGAGGAUGUGAAAGGCUGGAAAUGAAGUCGGAGGGGGGAGGUGAGUGGGGAGAUGUGGAUGUCCCACAGCCAGCCCCAGCCAGAGUCCCUUACAGCAUUCUGCUGGGCAGUGUGCUGACCUUACAUUUUUAAGGCAUGGUCAGGGCAGAAGCACUUUCAAAGUAUAUAUUUUUAAGUAGAGAACUUCCUUUAGUGUACCAGACUGUAAACCUGGACUAAGGUAAAGACACAGACUCUGAGAGUCACAUCUCACCACACAUUAGAAACUGAUGUUUCCUACCAACCUGUAUGACCUGGUACUGUCUGUGGCUGUCCAGAAUAUUAGAUCUUACACAAGAUCAGUUCCGUCAACUUAGUUUGUAUAGUUUGCUCGUUGUGAUACCGUGCAAUGGAUGCCUUAUUUCCUAUUGUCUCUUCACUAUCGGAGCAGAAUAGAAAGACAAAGGAAAGCACGUUUUAGAUAACUUGCAUUUUAAGCACCAAUCCCGUAAGUGUGUGUGAAAUCGGGUGAUGAAAUUCUGUGUGCUGCGCACCAACACAGUGGGCACUGAACGCCUUUUGUCUGCAAGUUUACUUACUGUAAAUGCACUACAAUAAACACCUGCAGUCGCGAUAA
Messenger RNA from Gallus gallus (chicken), 9378 nucleotides. RefSeq names its product mucolipin 3 (gene MCOLN3). The record is from RefSeq and is a predicted model, not a curated record. Lineage: Eukaryota; Metazoa; Chordata; Aves; Galliformes; Phasianidae. Gene Ontology annotation, molecular function: NAADP-sensitive calcium-release channel activity. Gene Ontology annotation, cellular component: lysosomal membrane; plasma membrane. The transcript is spliced from 21 exons. Bases 6325 to 8100 code for a protein of 591 amino acids.